ACAAUUCAUCGCAAGAAGAGUGACGUAUGAACGGCCGAAGAAACGAAAACGAAAGAAAAGCCUUUCUGUGCCGUUGUUAUCUUCUAAUAAUUCUGAAGAAUGGCGACAAACGGCCAGGCUAAUGGGCUUAAAUCAAAAAAGAAAGAUAACAACGACGUAAAGGAUAAUUUAUGGUCUUCAAUCCUAGAGGAAGUUCAGAAUCAAGGAAACACAAAACUACCUUCAAAUAAAAAUGUUCUAGUUUUGGGUGACAAUGAGACUGGAAAGACAACUUUAGUAGCAAAAUUACAAGGUGUAGAAGAUCCUAAAAAAGGAUCAGCCCUCGAAUAUGCAUAUAUAGACGUUAGAGAUGAAUACAGAGAUGACCACACACGGCUCAGUGUAUGGGUACUGGAUGGUGAUCCAGGUCACACAAACCUUCUUAAGUUUGCCUUAAAUGAGGAGACAUUCCCGCACACACUAGUUGUACUCACAGUGGCUAUGACCACUCCAUGGGGUAUAUUAGACCAGCUACAAAGCUGGGCAUCUGUGCUCGGCGACCAUAUAGACAAAUUGGAUCUCACUCCAGAAGAUAGAUUAAACAGUAAAAAGCAGCAAGUGCAGAAGUGGCAGAGGUAUACAGAGCCCGGUGACGAGCUAGAAGCUAACGCGUCUUCCCCUAUGAAGCGGUCAUCGAGGAACCUCUCUGAUGACUUGGAGAACGGCGAUGACGACGACUGCCCACUGCCUGAGGCCGUACUCACCACCAAUCUGGGCUUGGACAUUGUCGUUGUAGUCACCAAGACUGACUACAUGAGCACAUUAGAGAAGGAGCACGACUAUCGCGACGAGCACUUUGACUUCAUGCAGCAGUGGAUCAGGCGGUUCUGUCUGCAGUACGGCGCGGCGUUAUUCUACACCAGCGCGAAGGAAGACAAGAACUGUGACUUACUAUACAAGUACCUCACUCACCGGAUAUACGGGUUGCCGUUCCGGACGCCGGCGCUUAUCGUGGAGAAAGACGCUGUGCUCAUACCCGCUGGCUGGGAUAGUAUGAAAAAAAUUAGCAUAUUAUAUGAAAACAUGCAGUCGUGUAAACCCGACGACUAUUACAGAGAUGUUAUUGUGCAGCCUGCUAUACGAAAAAGCGGCACUAGUCGUGAAGCCGAAGUCCAAGCGGAGGACGAGCAAGCGUUCCUGCAGCGGCAACUGGCCGCGCUGCAGGCCGGCACGCCCGCGCCGCCCAGGGCCGACUCGCCGCUGCGGGCCACGCAUCGGGCCGCACAAUUGGACGGCGCAAAGAUAGGCAUGGGCCCCGGCACGCCGGGCAACGAGGGCGUGCUCGCGAACUUCUUCAACUCGCUCCUGUACAAGAAGACGGGCGGCGCGGGGCGGGGCGCGGACCCCCCCUCCCCCGCCGCCGCCGCCGCGCGCUCCGACGCCGCCGCCGAGCUGGACCGCCUCACGCGCGCCAAGCCCCGCCUCGACCUCAGCUCCUCCUCCGACUGCUAGCGGUAAAGUAUUAGUGUGGGCGCCCGAGUCGCCGGUUGCACGCAGUAGCGCCGCAUUCACGCCGCAGCCGUCGGACGGCGGCGUCGUGCACGCGAUCCUACGUCCGAUCCUACACGUCGUACACACGCGGUCCGCGUCACGUAACUAUAUAUACAGCACGGAACUGCCUCACCGCCCCAGCGUUAUACACACCCGGACUGUUCCAAUGGCAAUUCUCUAAAUAUUACCAUCCUUAUAGGCCGAGGCACGAAUCAUUAACACUAAAGGAGCAUUGAUUAAUUUACCUAGCUUUCACUGAAAAUUAUCUUAUGAAACAUAUUAUUGGUAAUAUCACUUUUUAUCGUCAAAAAAGCGACAAAAAAUAUCAUUGAUACAGCUAUAUUUUAUGCGUGGAUACGUCUAUGUAUGAAUGGAUAUAUGAGUAAUUG
Molecule: messenger RNA, 1919 nt
Organism: Diatraea saccharalis (sugarcane borer)
Lineage: Eukaryota; Metazoa; Arthropoda; Insecta; Lepidoptera; Crambidae
Source: the annotation of a GenBank genome assembly